Molecule: messenger RNA, 2457 nt
Organism: Brassica napus (rape)
Lineage: Eukaryota; Viridiplantae; Streptophyta; Magnoliopsida; Brassicales; Brassicaceae
Product: transcription factor GTE8-like
Exons: 9
Coding region: 397-2328 (643 amino acids)
Molecular function (GO): protein binding
Source: RefSeq, a predicted model, not a curated record
CUCUCUAAAGUCUCCGACUUGGUUUUGUCUCGAGCUUUUUUUCGCACGCGAAAAGUUUGGAAAUUUAAUUAUUUAUCAUACGAAGGUUUUGCUGCCUCACGAUUUGAUCUCGAGGGUUUCUGGUUUGUCUGCCGUCUCAAUUCCAGAUUCAAGGGCUCACGGAUCAUUGGGAACUCCGAAUUGGGGGAGGGAGGGAUUUGAAAUCUAUAGAUUGCUUCUUUCCUGUCGAGCUGGCAUCUGAGGUCGAGGUUUCAAGCUCCUUCCUGUUUGAUUCUGAAGUUAAUUUCCGUGGAGGAGUUUGAAACUCGGCUUGUGACGACGAUUCCAGCUAUAGGAGCUCCAAAUGGUCUUGCAAAAGCGUUGUAUUUAGUGGAAACUCUUGCCAAAAAAAAAGCAAUGGUUGAAAGUGCUGCCUUCCCCGGAGGUUACUACAGGAACGCUUUCGAAGCUCCUGAUGAAUCAUCACAGGGCUCUGGAAGCUCCGCUCAGAUUGAUACCGAGGUCACUGCAUCUCAGAACUCAACCACUCCUGCACGAAAGCGUAUUAAUCUGAACCCCGACGAUGAGGAUCCUUACGGUGUCCGGAGACAAGUCAUUCCCUUGUACAACAUGUCACAAUCCGAGAGGAAAGAGCUGAUCCAUCGUCUUAAAGAGGAGCUGGAGCAGACAAAGAUCGUUCUUAAAAACGCUGAGUUGUUGAACGUUAGGUCUAUUACAUCUCGUGGAUGGAACCGUGGCUCCUCGGGGAAGUUUGAGUCGCUCCCCGACACGGCGCUGAUGAAGCAAUGCGACACGCUGCUGAAGAAGCUCUGGUCUCAUCCCCAUUCUUGGGUGUUCCAGGCGCCUGUCGAUGUAGUGAAACUGAACUUACCUGACUAUCUCACCAUCAUCAAACAUCCCAUGGACUUGGGGACAGUGAAGAAGAACUUAGCCUCUGGUUUAUACUCAAGCCCACAUGAGUUUGCUGCUGAUGUGAGGCUUACAUUCACCAACGCAAUGACGUAUAACCCUCCAGGACAUGAUGUUCACAUCAUGGCGGAUAUACUUAGUAAACUGUUCGAAUCUCGGUGGAAAGCUAUAGAGAAGAAGUUACCAGCAGUUACAUUAGAACCCAGUGAGGAAAGGAGAACUGCUAUCUCUGUCCCUCCCUCGAAGAAGAGGAAGAUGGCUUCACCCGUUAGAGAGACGGCAGAGGAGAGGCAUAGAUUGGGGAGACAACUCGAGUCUCUACUUGAGGAGCUUCCUGCACAGAUCAUAGACUUCUUGAAGAAACACAGCUCAAGUAGAGGAGAAGUUGCGGAAGAAGAUGAGAUUGAGAUAGACAUUGAUGUUCUCGGUGAUGAAGUGCUGCUCGCUCUUCAAAAGCUUAUGGAUGAAUAUGUCAAAGGUAAAGAAGCGAAGCAGUCGGGUGUAGAACCUCUUGAUAGACCGAGCAAUUCGUCUCUCCAACGAGGUGGAAGUCAGAUUCUGAAUGAAAUGGCUGUUGAGUAUGUCGGUGGGAACGAACCUCCAAUCUCAGGAACCUCCAGUGAUUCAGAGUCUAGUAGCUCGGAAGAUCAAUCUGAUGACGCUAAACCAAUGAUCCAAGAGAGUUCUUCCAAGAUACCUGAAACUGCAAAUGCUGAGGCGCAAAGAGAUGAAGAUGAGAGAAUAGAUGAUCUUCUUGAAGAAUCUGCUGGUGCGCCGGAGCAGCAAAAGCCUAGUUCUGAUGAAUCAGAUAGCCAACAUGAUGGGAACAUAUUAGAGACUCCGGCUCCAUCUGAGAAGCAAUAUAGAGCUGCGCUGUUGAAGAACAAGUUUGCAGAUAUCAUUCUAAAAGCACGCGAGAAAACACUUCCACAGAAUAGUAAUAAGGGCGACCCUGAAAAGCUUCGUAAGGAAAGAGAAGAACUCGAACUGCAGAUGAAGAAAGAGAGAGCACGGCUACAAGCUGAGGCAGAGGCUGCUGAAGAUGCGCGUCGCCAAGCUGAAGCAGAGGCGGCUGCGGAAGCUGCUGCUGAGUCUAAGCGUAAGAGAGAGCUCGAAAGAGAAGCAGCUCGCCAAGCUUUAUUAAAGAUGGAGCAAACUGUGGAGAUCAACGAGAACUCGCGGUUCCUAGAGGACCUAGAGAUGCUGAGUUCAAGUGCACCAGAGCAAUUACCUAGCUCAGUUGAUGAAACCAGCCCCGAGAGAGGUUUGGACGCCCUUGGAAGUUUCAACUUCAGAGGAAUUAACCCUCUUGAGCAGCUCGGGCUGUACAUGAAACAAGAUGAUGAUGAAGAAGAACCUGAGGCUCCUCGUGCUGUUCCAAAGCUAGCUACCGACGUGGAAGAAGGUGAAAUCGAUUGAAAAAGAAAAAAAAAAUGUAUAUAGAUAAUAUAUACAUUGUAUAAAAACAAUAGCCAGGGCAGGUUUAGUCUAAGGUUUAUGAUGUUUUCCAAUGUUGUCAUAAGUUUAUAUGAAAGGUCUUUUGAGAAA